AUGAGACGAAAUACCAAGGCAUCUGCUGUAGGCCUGUUGGCUUUGGCCUAUCGCGCCUCGGCCCAAGUCGCCAAUAUCUCUCCCUCUGACAGUGUAUCCUUUGGGCUCAACAUCCCUGAUGCAACAGCAGCGUCAUCUGGAGCCGGAGAGAUCUUCUUCCAGAUAUCUGCACCAAGUAGCUAUGAAUGGGUUGCGCUUGGCCAGGGCAGUGGCAUGGCCAACUCCAACAUGUUCGUCGUAUACACUUCAGCAGAUGGCAGCAACGUAACAUUGUCUCCACGGACGUCGGGCAGCUACCAAGCUCCCAGUUCCAAUGAUGCUGCUCAGGUCACCCUGCUGGAAGGCUCUGGUGUAGCGAACGGUGUCAUGACAGCCAACGUGAGAUGUUCGAACUGUAAUAGCUGGUCUGGUGGCACUAUGGACUUCACCGGAAACAGCGGUAACUGGAUUUACGCCUACCAAUCGUCUGGUGGGCCAAAAAACGACGAUUCCACCUCUGCAUCCAUCCGCCAGCACAACAACGAAGGGGUUUUCAAUUGGGAGUUUGCCGCAGCCAAGGGCGGUUCAAGCGUAAACCCCCUCAUCAACACAUCUCCAUCUGGUACCACCGGCGGAACAGGCGCAACCCCAGCCGCAACCAACUGCCGCCAACGCCCAUCCGGCGCCGCAGCUACAGCAUCAGCAUCAGCAUCCAAAUACGACAAGCCCAGCAAAACCCAGUCCUACGACGACGAUGAUGACUGGUGGACCGGUCGUCCCACCGCACGUCCAACUUCCUUCCCCACAGGCGCACCCUGGGAUAAACGUCAGUCCGACGAUUCCUCGCUCCCCUUCUGCGACACGCUCCCCAACAAUGGCGGCGCAAACUCCGGUUUCACAUCCAUCUCCUCCAGCGAACCCGACACACGCAAGCAUCUCAUCGCCCACGGGGUCCUCGCCUCCCUCGCCUUUGUCAUUCUCUUCCCUGCUGGUUCCAUCGUCAUUCGCCUGGCUUCCUUCCCCGGUGUCCUGUGGUUGCACGCCGGUUUCCAGAUCUUCGCUUACUUGACUUACACCGCUGCCUUUGGUCUGGGUAUUUGGCUUGCGCUGCCUGUUAGUGGAGGUCAUUACAUCAGUAGCCACCAUGCAAUCAUCGGUAUGCUCGUUUUCGCGCUCAUCUUCUUCCAACCCUUCUUAGGCUGGAUCCACCACGUUCUUUUCAAGAAGUACAGCCACCGUACUCUCUGGUCUUAUGCGCAUAUUUGGGUUGGUCGCAUCGCUAUCACACUCGGUAUCAUUAAUGGUGGACUUGGACUGCUGCUUGCGGGAAACUCGCGUGAGGGCGAGAUCGCGUAUGGCGUUGUUGCUGGUGUCAUGUGGUGCGUGUGGGUGGCAGCGGUUGUUUGGGGUGAGAUGAGGAGGAAGAAGGCUGCUAAGAUGGCUGCGACGCAGAACCCGGAGAAGUUGACUGGGGAGAGGAGGGAGAGCGAUCAGAGUAGGAGUGAUGGGAGCGAUGCGGACCUGAAUGGACAUUAUAGGCCGGCUAAGGAGCAGCAGGCAUGA
Messenger RNA from Alternaria atra, 1542 nucleotides. RefSeq lists its product as uncharacterized. NCBI's taxonomy places the organism in Eukaryota, Fungi, Ascomycota, Dothideomycetes, Pleosporales, Pleosporaceae. The coding region runs from base 1 to 1542 and encodes 513 amino acids. The record is from RefSeq and is a predicted model, not a curated record. The transcript is spliced from 3 exons.